Molecule: messenger RNA, 2648 nt
Organism: Tuber melanosporum (Perigord truffle)
Lineage: Eukaryota; Fungi; Ascomycota; Pezizomycetes; Pezizales; Tuberaceae
Exons: 9
Coding region: 139-2457 (772 amino acids)
Molecular function (GO): carboxypeptidase activity
Source: RefSeq, a predicted model, not a curated record
GUUACAAAACCGCGACCAUAUCAUACCAAAUUUUCUGGCCAUAGCUCCUUAAGGGGGUUAUGGUACUCGAGUAGGGUUUUCGGUGCAAGGUGGUCUUUGAUCCUUUAAUUAUUUAUCUUGAUUUUCUCAAAGUCGAAAAUGACUAAAGUGGUUGCAACUCCAAUGGAGGACAAGUUUGAGGGCGGGAGUGAUGAAGAGAACAUCGAAGAUAUCGCAAAGCCAAAGCAAGCGCUUAAGCGCAAUUUAUCUAAGACCAAAUUGCUCCCCAUCCGGCUCCUAUUACUAGGCUCCUUCGUCUGGUUCACAAUAAACUACUUUCACCACCGCUACUCCCAACCACAAAGCGCAAUCCAACCCCAGGGAAAACAUCAAAACGAUGAUUAUCCCUUCACUCCUUACUCGGAGAAGAAUAGCCCUCCCCCCGAUUGCCGGCCUGUCUUCCGACGCGCAAACCUGACGCUAGCCGAGCAGGAAGCUAUCAUGACCGAGUCCAUCAGUACUACCGCCAUCGCCCAGUGGUCGCACUACUACACUCACGGCAAGCAUCUCGCGGGGACGAAUAAGUCCAUGGCGGAGUGGACGCGGGACAAAUGGAUCGAGAACGGGAUUCCGUCGCAUUUGGUCGAGUAUGAGGUUUAUCUGAAUUACCCAGUCUCUCACUCGCUGAGCUUGACGAUUGAUGGUGGGGAGAGGUUUGUGGCUGGGUUGGAAGAGGAUGUUCUUCCCCAGGACCCAACGACUGGUGCGACGGACAGGGUACCGACUUUCCAUGGGUAUUCGAAGGGUGGGAGUGCAGAGGCGGAGUAUGUUUAUGUUGGAGUGGGAGGAAAGAGAGAUUACCAGAGAUUGGUUGACCUCGGGGUCGAUCUAAAAGGGAAAAUCGCCCUCGUAAAGUACGGUAGAUCCUUCAGAGGCCUUAAGGUCAAGUAUGCCCAGGAACAAGGAAUGAUAGCAGUACUCAUGUACUCUGACCCGGGAGAUGAUGGAAACAUCACAGAGGCAAACGGAUAUGCGGCAUAUCCCGAUGGCCCAGCAAGGAAUCCAUCUUCAGUGCAGCGUGGAUCGACAACGUUUCUGGCCACUAUGGUGGGAGAUCCGACAACCCCAGGAUACCCUUCUAAGCCCGGCGUGAAAAGGGAAGACCCAUAUGCGUUCAUCCCCUCAAUCCCGUCAUUGCCAUUAUCGUUUAGGGAUGCCCUCCCACUCCUUCAAGCUCUUGAGGGAUACGGGUUGACUGCCCAGGAGGUGGACAGGCCUAACUGGGCCGGGGGUCUCAAUGUUUCUUACUCUGUCGGUCCAAGACCCGGAGCUGUUAUUAACCUUGAGAAUGUAGUGGAUUAUACAUACACUCCUAUAUGGAACACUAUCGGCGUCAUCAAUGGGACCAUCGAGGAUGAGGUUAUCGUUAUUGGGAAUCACAGAGACGCCUGGAUUGUCGGCGGAGCCUCGGAUCCCAAUUCCGGAACUGCAAUGCUGGUAGAACUAUCCAAGGCGUUUGGUGAGCUCUUGAGACAGGGAUGGAGGCCCAAGCGUACUAUCGUGUUGGCGUCCUGGGACGCCGAAGAAUACGGAAUGGUCGGGUCAACAGAGUGGUUUGAAGAGUUCGUGACGUGGGCUGUGCCUAAUAUGGUGGCGUAUGUCAAUGUUGAUGUGGCUGUUUCGGGGUCGCACUUUAGUCUUGCAGCCGUACCAGAGCUGUGGGGUCUCGUCGAAGAUACACUCAAAGACACCUCAUCUCCGAAAACACCAGGAAAAUCUAUCUAUGACGAAUGGAGUACACACAAAGGUGUAACGAGAGUCCCCGGUUCCGGCAGCGACUAUAUGGCCUUCAUUCAUACCUCUGGAAUUGCCGUCAUCGACUUUGGCUUUAAAAACGGUCCUGGGGAACCGGUAUACCACUACCACUCUAACUACGACAGCUAUGCCUGGAUGACCAAGUGGAUCGACCCAUCCUUCUCCUACCACUCGGCGAUGGCGCAAAUCGCCGGUAAGACCGUCUUACGAAUCUCCGAGAAUGUCCUCCUCCCAUACAACGUCACCACCUUCUCCACAGCCCUGCAUUCUAUGUUCCUAGACCUGAAAGGCGAGAUGGAAGACGCUGGGAUGGCGCUAGAUGUGUCACGGCUGGAAGCCGCGAUUAGUAGGUUUACUGUUGCCGCCAAGAACCUCAUGGCGAUUAAAGAGGCGUUGGAACCAGGAGAAUGGGGUGGUGAGCAGGAGGCGAUUGUCAAUAAGAGGUUAGGGAAGUUUGAGAGGGGGUUUAUUGGUGAUGGGUUGCCGGAAAGAACGUUUUAUAAACAUUUGAUUUACGCACCUGGGGUGGAAACGGGGUAUGCGCCAACUACGCUCCCUGGGAUCACGGAGGCAGUUAGAGUGGGUAAUGUUGAGGAAGCCACGAAGUAUGUGGGAAUAACUGCGGCGGCGAUAGAUGCAGUCGCGAGGUCCUUGGAGGGGUGAACUUUACUCCAGAAUGACGAUGGGUAUUUGAAUUUGCACGGGUGCCCCUUUUAAGGCCAUAAUGUAUCCGAUGGAUGGAUGUAACCUUACAGUAAUAGGGAGGAGGCUAGUCAUAGUUUGUCACUCGUAGUGCUUGAAGUUGUUACAAUAUUUCCAAAAUUAGAGAGCAUUUAACGACUCGGAGUGAGAAA